AUGCCGGAUAAAACAUUACCUCAAAUUUUUAAAUUUGUGGAUCAAAAUGUUGAUUCCUAUAAGCAGCUUCUUAAAGAAGCAGUGGCUAUCCCUUCGGUGUCUUCUGAUAUUAAAUACAGGGAAGACUGUGUCCGUAUGGUGAAUUGGAUGAAGAACAAGUUGCAAGAAGUCGGAGCGACUACAGAGCUUAGAGAUGUAGGUUUUCAAACAAUAGAUGGCAAAGAAGUUAAGUUACCACCGGUACUAAUCGGAUCACUAGGAAAGGAUGCCAAAAAGAAUACUAUUUGUAUUUAUGGCCACUUAGAUGUUCAACCAGCAUUGAAGUCCGAUGGUUGGAAUUCGGAACCAUUUGAGCUUCAAGAGCGUGAUGGGAAGUUAUUUGGCCGAGGUGCCACAGAUGAUAAGGGUCCAGUUCUUGGUUGGCUUCAUGCCAUUAAUGCAUAUAAAGGUGUUGGGGAAGAGCUGCCUGUAAAUUUAAAGUUUGUGUUUGAAUGUAUGGAGGAAUCAGGCUCUGAAGGUCUUGAUGAAUUACUCAUAGAACAACUGAAACCAGAAGGGUUCUUUAAGGAUGUUGAUUAUGUGUGCAUUUCUGAUAACUAUUGGCUGGGCACCACAAAGCCUUGCAUUACCUAUGGACUAAGAGGCAUAAGUUACUACUUUUUAGAAGUAGAAUGUGCUAAGAAUGAUCUUCAUAGUGGUGUGUAUGGAGGAACAGUUCAUGAAGCUAUGUCAGAUUUAAUAUAUCUCAUGGACCAACUGGUAGACAAAGACGGUAAAAUUUUAAUAACGGAUAUUUACAAGUCCGUGGCACCCUUGACCGAGAAUGAGAAACAACUUUAUGCUAGUAUUGAUUUCGACCCCGAGGCAUACAGACGUACAAUAAACGCUUACAAACUAGCACACAACGGCGACAAAGAGCAACUUUUGAUGCACCGGUGGAGAUACCCCAGCCUUUCCUUGCAUGGCAUAGAAGGUGCUGCGUUCCAACCAGGUGCAAAGACCGUGAUUCCGGGAAAGGUCAUCGGGAAAUUUUCCAUACGCAUUGUUCCCAACCAAGAGCCUGAAGAAGUCGAGAAGCUGGUGUUUGACUACAUCCAUAAAAAGUGGGCGGAACGCGGUUCCCCGAACAAAAUGAGCAUAUCAGCGCAGAGUGGACGCGCGUGGACCGAGAACCCCGACCAUCCGCACUACCAGGCUGCUGCACGGGCCACCAAACUCAUUUAUCAGACGGACCCGGACAUGUCGCGCGAGGGCGGCUCGAUCCCGGUGACGAUCACGCUGCAGGAGGCGAGCGGGCGCAACGUGCUGCUGCUGCCCAUGGGCGCCGGCGACGACAUGGCGCACUCGCAGAACGAGAAGCUCAACCUGCGCAACUAUAUCGAGGGCAUCAAGCUGUUUGCGGCUUAUCUCUACGAGGUCGGCAAACUUUCUAAGUAG
Parnassius mnemosyne (clouded apollo) is the source of this 1437-nucleotide messenger RNA. The record is from the annotation of a GenBank genome assembly. NCBI's taxonomy places the organism in Eukaryota, Metazoa, Arthropoda, Insecta, Lepidoptera, Papilionidae.